Lotus japonicus is the source of this 516-nucleotide messenger RNA. RefSeq names its product NAC domain-containing protein 83-like. Lineage: Eukaryota; Viridiplantae; Streptophyta; Magnoliopsida; Fabales; Fabaceae. The record is from RefSeq and is a predicted model, not a curated record. Gene Ontology annotation, molecular function: DNA binding. The transcript is spliced from 3 exons. Gene Ontology annotation, biological process: regulation of DNA-templated transcription. The coding region runs from base 1 to 516 and encodes 171 amino acids.
AUGGAGAACCUCAUGACUUAUGAGGAUGAUGAUGGAAGUGUUAGAUUGCUACCCGGGUAUAAGUUUGAUCCCACUGAUGAGGUUCUUGUGGAUUUCUACCUGAAGAGAAGAGUUUUUGGCCAGCCUCUUCCUUUUGAAAUCAUCCCAAAUUUUGAUGUGUUUCAGACUGAACCUUGGGAUGGAAAGAUUUUCAAUCAGCGCAAGUGCUUCUUCCACAACAUAAGUGGUCGUGACAUUGAAAGCCUUGACAUAAGAGUUGUUGGGAGUGGUGAGUGGAGAGCUAUGGAGAAAGAAAAAAAUGUUCAUAUACAUCAAAACAAUGAGGUGAUUGGAAAGAGGAACACCCUGAAUUUCUGGGAAGUGCAAGGAUCUUAUGCUAAAAGAACUGAAUGGGUGAUGCAUGAGUUCCGCCUUGUGUCAAUAGCUAACCCAUCUAAGAUGGCAAAGUGGGUCGUGUAUCGCAUCUUUCAGAAUAAAGAUCUAAAGAAGGUGAAGAAUUCAAACAGGUCUAAUUAG